Messenger RNA from [Torrubiella] hemipterigena, 1623 nucleotides. The record is from the annotation of a GenBank genome assembly. Lineage: Eukaryota; Fungi; Ascomycota; Sordariomycetes; Hypocreales; Clavicipitaceae.
AUGGCUGCCACCAAAGACUAUUUUUCUCGACUUCCUGUUGAAAUCAAACGUCAGGUGGUCCAAGAAUUUGUCGACGCCAAAUACCUCAGCGAUCAGGGCAUAGAGGAUGUGCCUAUUCCGAUGCACUCGUUGGAAAACUUCCACGGCAUGACAAUGCAGAAGGUUGGUCCACCAAAGCUAGGCAAGUACGCUGCUCUUGCAUCAGAUUGGAAACCUCUCAUCGAAGAGCACACCUUUAAAACCAUCCCCUUCGUCUCUGACACGAUGGAGGAAGCCAGAUCCGUCAUGUCUACUGAUCGAUGCGGCCAUGUUCGCCAUGUUCGGUUGAUAUUCAAGCUGCCUGAACACUUCCGCUCUGAUCAGCAGGCGGACCAGACAAGCUACUUGCCGCGCAGCAAGCAGAGAGAGCUCAACGAGGCAUUCACCAUGUUUAUUCAACAAUCCUUUGAUAUCUUGUCCAACUCUGGGUUUAAAGAUGCCUCUGUUGCACUGGAACUAGUGGUGGAAGAAUUCGGACCCGUCUGGCGAACAGACUGCUCGCACUUUGAAUACUUGCGCGCUGAAGAACACAAUGACGGCGAUUUGGGCAUUUAUCUCACCCUCGGGAAUGUUGUUUUGCCUCAACUUGACUGCAUUUUCAGGGUCGAGACCAUGGGAGUCCGCACCCGCAUCUGCAUCUACCCGGCGUCUGCUGUCGCUAUUGCAUCCCAGUGCCCCAUGGUUGAGGGUGCCCAUCUUUACAUGUACGAUUAUUCCUUUGACACCAAGCACCGUAUCAAGAUGCGAAAAGACCUCGCAGCCAGCCUCGACACCCUCCCAGAUACUCUACAAAGCUUUACAUGCAACCUUUCGCUCAUGCAACGAAUGGGCAGCGGCAAACAAGUAGCCAACGUCACCUCCCCAGAUCCCCUAAACGACGUUCUAUCUCUGGCAGUGUACAAAGUUAGUCUCAAGCCCCGGCUUCAAUCCUACGCCGUCCUGGGCAGCUUUGAGCUGUGUGUCAUUGGCCCUGAGUCGGCAGCAGACGACUCCCCCAUUCGGCCUUGCCUGAAGACAUGGUCCGUCCAGAUGCUUAACCAGACUCCCUCUGGACAGUUUCUAAGAACCGGCCUCAAGCGGAGCUUUGUCUCCAACAUUAUGGUGAUUACCACAGCGGAUCCCGGCCAAGUUCCCGAGGUGGACAAGUCACGCUAUGCCCCAGCCCCCAUCCUGCGACGAACAGCAGUCGCUGCAGCCAAGAUGCCAAAACUAGAAAGGAUGAACUAUAUUGGCAUGGUUAGGGUGCAGUACCUGCCUAAGAGCCAGACCUUGAUACGACUCGACCAAAACCCAUGUUACAAGCUUGAUGAGAAGACAAAGAAGCGUUGGCAAACGGCAGUCUGCGCCCAUUCAGGCCCGUCCGCCACGCUCCGAAUUGAGGGCGAUCAGGGCGAACCAGAGGAACCCACUGAGAACGGCCCGCCGAACAUGGCCGCAACUAUCGCCGAAAUGGUCGCAGGUAUCAGUCAGGGUCAGGGCUCUGGCCUUCCGACCCCCUUUGGUCCUCCUGGCAAUCCUUACAAUGUCCAUGUUCUACCCCCAGGAUCGCCAGACGACCUCAUGAAGAUGCUUGGAAUUUUUUGA